This is a messenger RNA of Auxenochlorella protothecoides, 936 nucleotides long. Its product is annotated as ATP phosphoribosyltransferase. Gene Ontology annotation, molecular function: ATP phosphoribosyltransferase activity; magnesium ion binding. The coding region runs from base 1 to 936 and encodes 311 amino acids. The record is from RefSeq and is a predicted model, not a curated record. Gene Ontology annotation, biological process: L-histidine biosynthetic process. Lineage: Eukaryota; Viridiplantae; Chlorophyta; Trebouxiophyceae; Chlorellales; Chlorellaceae. Gene Ontology annotation, cellular component: cytoplasm. The transcript has 6 exons.
AUGCAGUCCCUGCGAACGACCUCUCGCGCACACGUGACAGUCGUCUGCAGCCUGAACAACUCCACGGUUGUGCAAGCUCCUCGGCCGACCACCCUCCAGCAACGAGACAACCUGCGGCUUGCCCUUCCCAGCAAAGGACGCAUGGCAGAGGACACACUGCAGCUGCUGAGGAUGCCCGGACUGGAGGUUUGGUUCCAACGGGCAACCGAUGUUGUAAGGAAGCUGCUCUACGGAGACGUAGACCUUGGCAUCGUCGGCGCCGACAUGGUAGCGGAGAUCGGCAAUGACGACCCAGAUCUGGUGGUGGUCCACGACGGUCUCUCCUUUGGCAAGUGCCACCUGGCGCUGGGAGUCCCCAACACCGGGAAGUUUGCCGGGGUCAAGUCUCUGGACGACCUCAAGCGGAUGUACAGCAGCGAGCAGGCCCCCCUCAGCGGCGUGACCCUGCGCGAGAACAACCUGCGCGAGGUGGCGGGCGGCCGCGUGAUGGCCUCGCAGGGCGUGCUGGUGGCCAGCCGCCGCGCGCUGCUGGAGCGCCCGGGCCUGCUUGGCCUCGUGCACGAACUGCUGGAGCGCCUGGACGCGCACCUGGUGGCCGACAGCUACUACUCCGUGGUGGCCAACAUGCGCGGCGAGUCGGCCGAGGCCGUGGCGGCCCUGCUCCUCGGCUCCAAGCUGCUGGGCGGGCUGGAGGGGCCGACCAUCAGUCCCGUGCUGACGCGCGGCGCCGACGGCGGGCCCGCCCAGCACGGCUUCUACGCCGCGCAGGUGUGCGUGCCCAAGAGCCUGCUCUACCCCGCGGUCAAGGAGAUCCGCAAGCUGGGAGGGAGCGGGGUGCUGGUGCUGCCCAUCAUGUACAUCUUCGACGAGGAGCCGCACCGCUGGCGCGCACUGCUCGACACGCUGGGCCUGUCUAGGGGAGAUGUGGCGGUGUGA